Trichomonas vaginalis G3 is the source of this 369-nucleotide messenger RNA. Its product is annotated as profilin (actin-binding protein) family. Bases 1 to 369 code for a protein of 122 amino acids. The record is from RefSeq and is a predicted model, not a curated record. The transcript has a single exon. Gene Ontology annotation, cellular component: cell cortex. Gene Ontology annotation, molecular function: actin monomer binding. Lineage: Eukaryota; Parabasalia; Trichomonadida; Trichomonadidae.
AUGUCUUGGAACGAUCAACUUGUCGGACUUAAGACUCAAUCCACAGGAUGUGCUAUCAUUACCCAACAGGGAGCCCUUUGUGCUUCUGAGGGCCAGUGGUCAGCUACAGCAGACGAACUUGUUAAGUACACAACUUAUUUUACUGACCCAUCACCAGCUCUCAGUGGAUUCAUGUAUGGCAACCAAAAAUUUAUUUGCAAUAGUGCAAACUCCGAAAUGGUUUUUGCAAUGAAAGGCAAGCAAGCUGUUGUCCUCCAGAAGACUAAGACCCUCAUCAUUGCUGGCUAUUCCAAUGGUGAUUUCCAUCCAGCUUCCCUUUCUGGUGCUGUUGCUAAGGUUUCGAAUUAUCUCAUUGGAUCGAACCUUUAA